AAGUCCCUUUUUCCCACCCCCUUCGCUUCUCUUUUGAAACGCCAAAAAUGUUGAGAAAGCCCCUUCACUUUGAAACCAGAAACCAUGUCGUCACCAAGGAAGAUCAUCCUCCGGAGCUCUGACGGCGAGCCGUUUCAGGUCGACGAGGCCGUGGCUCUCGAGUCUCAGACGAUCAAACAUAUGAUUGAAGAUGACUGUGCUGAUAACGGCAUCCCAUUACCUAAUGUCACCAGCAGGAUCCUCGCUAAGGUUAUCGAGUACAGCAAGAAGCACGUGGAGUCCAGGCUCACCGAAGCUGCCAACAAUAAGAUUAAUCACCAGCUCAACAGUAACGCUGCUGCUGAGGAAGACCUCAAGAACUGGGACGCUGAGUUCGUGAAGGUCGACCAGGCCACUCUCUUUGACCUCAUUCUGGCUGCUAACUACCUGAACAUCAAAGGGCUGCUAGACCUUACCUGCCAGACCGUUGCAGAUAUGAUCAAGGGGAAGACACCUGAAGAGAUUCGCAGGACGUUCAACAUAAAAAAUGACUUCACCCCAGAUGAGGAGGAGGAGGUCCGUCGGGAGAACCAGUGGGCAUUUGAGUAAACUGGGUUCUUAUGAAUAUGUUUUAGUAAUAUGUCACUGGAUGCUUUUCUGUUUUGUUAGCUAGUAGUUCAAAUGCUUUCUCUGUGCCAUAGACUUAUAUAACAAACUUACAAACAUCUUAAGAUGUAAAUAAUAGUUCAAUCCAAUCCGGUCUAGCAGUGUUUGGACUUAAUGCGUUUCUGCUAAUCUGACCCAGGGAUUGUGCUGUUUGAUGAUUUCCUCUAGGAAAAAUGUUAAAUAUACUCUUUCUGAAAUGUUUGUUGCUUUAAUAACCCCUUCUAUAGUUGAAGGGGGUUUGAGGUUAUUAA
This is a messenger RNA of Mangifera indica (mango), 896 nucleotides long. RefSeq names its product SKP1-like protein 1A. Bases 85 to 588 code for a protein of 167 amino acids. Gene Ontology annotation, cellular component: cytoplasm; nucleus. Gene Ontology annotation, biological process: SCF-dependent proteasomal ubiquitin-dependent protein catabolic process. NCBI's taxonomy places the organism in Eukaryota, Viridiplantae, Streptophyta, Magnoliopsida, Sapindales, Anacardiaceae. The transcript has 2 exons. The record is from RefSeq and is a predicted model, not a curated record. Gene Ontology annotation, molecular function: cullin family protein binding.